UCUGACAAUAUCUUUAUCUUCUGAAGGUCUUCAAUGCUCUGUUCAACUUGUGCAAGAUAAAUAAGAGGAGACAGGAACAAGCAGCAUAAAAUGGAAUCAUUCCACAUUUGAUGAAUUUUAUCAUGUCGGAUUCUCCCUUGAAACAAUAUGCAUUGCCGCUACUGUGCGACAUGGCUCAUGCGUCACGUAAUUCAAGGGAACAGUUGAGGGCCCAUGGUAGAUUGGAUGCGUACGAGUUUGCUCGAUGACGAGCUUUGGUCCGUGACGGCACUAGACUCGCUCGCUGUUUGCUUGGUUCAUGACAAUGACAGUCGCAAGGUGGAGCAAGCUUUGCUGAAGAAGGAAGCAAUCCAGAAAUUGGUGAGGUUUUUCCAAUGUUGUCCGGAGCAACACUUCGUCCACAUAUUGGAGCCAUUCUUGAAAAUCCCCACGAAAUCAUCCCGUAUAAACACGACAUUAGCCGUUAACGGUUUGACGCCCCUUCUAAUCUCAAGGUUGGAUCACCAGGAUGCCAUUGCUCGCCUUAAUCUACUUAAACUAAUAAAGUCUGUUUACGAGCACCACCCGCGGCCGAAGCAAUUAAUCGUGGCGAUUUACCGCAUAAGUUACAGAAUCUAAUCGAGGAACGGAGAGACGGGCAGAGGUCCGGAGGUCAAGUGUUGCUACUUC
Hibiscus syriacus is the source of this 669-nucleotide messenger RNA. RefSeq names its product MAP3K epsilon protein kinase 1-like. The transcript has 3 exons. The coding region runs from base 214 to 618 and encodes 134 amino acids. The record is from RefSeq and is a predicted model, not a curated record. NCBI's taxonomy places the organism in Eukaryota, Viridiplantae, Streptophyta, Magnoliopsida, Malvales, Malvaceae.